AUGGCGGCGGAGGUAAUCGAGUGGGAGUGGUCGGGGCGGGUGUCGUCGGCGGUGCUGGGCGCGACGCCGGACGAGGCGUGGGAGCUGCUGUCCGACUUCCUCGCGUUCCACCGGUGGAACCCGCGCGUCGCCAAGUGCCGGCGCGUCUCCGGCGCGCCGCGCUCACCGGGGUGCGUGCGGUACUGCGAGGGCGAGCCCCGCGGCGACGGGCGCGACGCCGACUGGGCGCACGAGACGCUCCACGAGCACGACGCCGCCGGACGCCGCUUCCGCUACGAGAUGAACGACAACAACAUGGGCUUCGGCAGGUUCUUCGCCACCUUCAGCGUCGUCGAGGUCGAGCCAAGCUCCCCCGGCGCCAGGUGCGAGCUGCGGUGGGAGUUCGAGUGCGACCCCGUCAGAGGGACGGCCAAGGAGGCGCUCGCCGCGCGGCUGCAGGCCGGGCUCGACGGCAUGGCUCGCCGGGUCGAGGAGGCCGUGUCCCUCAGGACGGCCACCUCCGGCGCCGUGCCGCUCGAGGCACCUGCCGAACUUAAGCUGGGCACGUCCAUUGCUGUUUGACGACUGCGGUGGCCACGCGGGGUUCAGUUAAUGAUUAUGUGCUGCUUCAAAUAAGUCUAUCGGAUUUCAGUUCCUAGGAGAUUGGACAUCUCUCGUUCUGCUUCUUUUAUGCGCAUGUAUGACAGUACGAAC
This is a messenger RNA of Lolium rigidum, 693 nucleotides long. RefSeq names its product lachrymatory-factor synthase-like. NCBI's taxonomy places the organism in Eukaryota, Viridiplantae, Streptophyta, Magnoliopsida, Poales, Poaceae. Bases 1 to 561 code for a protein of 186 amino acids. The record is from RefSeq and is a predicted model, not a curated record. The transcript has a single exon.